AUGUUUUCGGCAUCAGAAAUCAGUAAAAUUGCUGAAGUUGAAGUUUACCAAGGAGUUUAUUAUGAUCAACUAAAAAGGCCGAUUGCUAACGGUCUAUUAGACCCCAAAAUGGGGCCUACCAACAAAAUGGCUGGUAUUUGUGCAACAUGUCAUGCAAAAUUCGAAAACUGUCAAGGUCAUUAUGGAUAUCUGACUCUUGCCCUUCCUGUUUUCAAUAUUGGAUAUAUCGGUGCCAUUCGAGAUGUUUUGAGGUGUAUUUGUAAGUCUUGUUCACGUAUUCUGCUACCUGAGAAAGAUCGUCUAGAAUAUUUGAAAAAGAAGAGGAAAGCUGAUGUAUUGCACAAAAUUGAUAUGAAGAAAAAGAUUAUGAAGAGGUUUUCCAACUUAAAAAAAAUAAAUUGCUCCAGAUGCGGACAUGUGAAUGGAAAAGUGACGAAGGGUGCUUCACCAUUGGCGGUAGUUCAUUGUUCCCAAAAUCAGAAUAGUGUUGAUGAAGGCAGAGAAACAUCCAUUUGUAAUAUUAUACAUCCACAUGAUGCACUCUUCUUAUUCAACCAAAUGUUGGAUCAGGACUGUGAGCUACUCUGUCUUGCUGAUAGACCAGAGAAGCUUAUAUUUACCAACAUAUUAGUUCCUCCAGUGGCCAUUCGUCCUUCCAUUUUUGUGGAUGGAGGAACUUUAAGCAAUGAAAAUCCCAUUACUGAGAGGCUAAAGAGAAUUAUUCAAGCAAAUGCUUGCCUUCGUCAGACAAUGGAAGAUUCAUAUGACGGCCUUCGUUUUCUGGAUGACUGGAAUUAUCUUCAAGUUGAAGUUGCUCAAUACAUAAACAGCGAUGUUCGUGUUGCUUCACUACAAUCUACAAAACCAUUGUCUGGGUUUGUUCAACGCUUAAAAGGAAAACAAGGACGUUUUCUUGAAAACCUGUCAGGGAAGCGUGUUGAGUUCACUGGAAGGACUGUCAUAUCUCCUGAUCCUAAUCUGAAAAUUACAGAGGUUGCAGUUCCACAACUAAUGGCAACAAUCUUGACUUAUCCCGAGCUUGUCAACCAUCACAACAUAGAAAAAUUGAAGCAGUGUGUGCGAAAUGGGCCAAAGAAGAAUCCAGGUGCAAAGUUUGUAGUAGAAUCCAAUGGUGAUAAGAGGGAUUUGUCAUUUGGUAAUAGAAAAAGAAUAGCUGAUGGACUGAAUUUUGGUGACAUAGUUCACCGUUUCUUGGAAGAUGGUGAUGUUCUUCUUUUUAACAGGCAACCAAGUUUGCAUCGGAUGUCUAUGAUGUGCCAUAGGGCUAGAAUAAUGCCAUGGAAAACGUUGAGAUUCAAUGAAUCUGUUUGCAAUCCUUACAAUGCUGAUUUUGAUGGUGACGAGAUGAAUAUUCAUAUCCCACAAAAUGAAGAGGCUAGAGCAGAGGCUUUAACGUUGAUGGCGGUGCAAAACAAUCUAUGCACUCCUAAAAAUGGAACUAUUUUAGUUGCUUCGACUCAAGACUUUUUGACGUCGUCAUUUCUCAUUACAAGGAAGUAUACAUUUUAUGAUCGUGCAGCGUUUUCUCUUAUUUGCACCUACAUGGGAGAUGGAAUGGAUGUGAUUGAUUUGCCAACACCAGCAUUGAUCAAGCCAAUUGAGCUCUGGACUGGUAAACAGCUAUUUGAUGUUUUGCUGUGCCCACAUGUGCAAAUGAAAGUAUUUGUUAAUCUUACUGUAAAAGAGAAGAUUUAUUCCAGAGUUGAAGACAGAAAGACGGGUAUUAGAGAGGAAACCAUGUGUCCGAAUGAUGGUUUUGUUUAUUUUCGCAAUAGUGAGCUGAUAUCUGGACAAUUAGGAAAAGCUACCUUAGGGAAUGGUAAUAAAGUUGGUCUUUUCUCUGUUCUUCUUCGGGAUUAUAAUGCAUAUGCUGCUGCAGCUUGCAUGAAUCAUCUGGCAAAAUUAAGUGCUAGGUGGAUUGGUAAUCAUGGGUUUUCGAUCGGCAUUGAUGAUGUCCAACCUGGAAAAAAUCUGACUCACCGGAAGGAAGGCAUUAUAUCAAAUGGAGAAUGUGAUAAGCUAAUAAAGUCCUUCAGUGAGGGAAAGCUGUCUCUCAUGCCUGGCUUUGAUGCUGCACAAACUCUAGAGGCUAAAAUAACAGGAGAAUUAAAUAGCAUGCGUGAAGCAGCGGGAAAGGUUUGUAUGGAAGAGCUUCACUGGAGGAACAGUUCCUUGAUAAUGUCACAAUGUGGUUCAAAAGGUUCACCAAUCAACAUUAGCCAAAUGGUUGCCUGUGUUGGUCAGCAAGCAGUUGGAGACCGUCGAGCUCCAGAUGGCUUCAUUGAAUGCAGUCUGCCACAUUUUCAUAGAAAAUCCAAGGCCCCUGAGGCUAAGGGAUUUGUUGCGAAUUCAUUUUACACUGGCUUGACAGCUACUGAAUUCUUUUUCCAUACAAUGGGAGGACGAGAAGGUCUUGUAGAUACAGCUGUUAAAACUGCUACAACUGGUUAUAUGUCUCGUAGACUGAUUAAAUGCUUAGAGGACCUAGUUGUUCAAUAUGACAUGACUGUACGAAAUUCUAGUGGAUUUGUCAUUCAAUUUUUGUAUGGUGAUGAUGGAAUGGAUCCGUCUCAAAUGGAAGGAAAUGAAGGGUUUCCUCUGGAUUUUGAGAGAUUGCACUUGAAAGUGGAGGCUACUUGUCCUGCUGGAAGAAGUGAAAAAUUAUCUCCUUCAGAAAUUUCUGAAAUUAUAAAUAAAAGGCUUUCAAAAGAUGAUGUGACUUCUUACGGUGCUGGGUCUGAUGCCUUUAAGAAGAAGUUGUUGGAGUUCUUCGAAAAACUGGGCCAAAGAAGGUGCUGUGUAUCUAUAAAGCAGCUAAAGGUUUUCUUAGACAACUGUAUCUCUCGCCUUCAAUCAAAAUGGAUUGAAUCUGGAACUGGAGUAGGAGCAAUUGGAGCUCAAAGUAUUGGGGAGCCAGGGACACAAAUGACGUUAAAAACCUUUCAUUUUGCUGGAGUUGCCAGCAUGAAUAUCACCCUUGGAGUUCCACGUAUCAAUGAAAUUAUAAAUGCAAACAAAAAGAUAAGCACUCCAAUAAUUAUGGCAAAACUCAAGGAUGAGAAAAGUAUGGAGAUCGCAAAGAUUGUAAAAGGAAAAAUUGAGAAGACAAUGUUGGGUCAGGUUUCCAAGAGUAUAAUGUUGGUAAUGAAAUAUGAUGGAGCAUCUAUAGUUAUUAAACUCGAUGCGGAGCAAAUCAAUUCUUCACAGCUGUUUAUUGAUGCUCGUAUUGUUAAGGGCAAGAUUUUAAAAUCUCUGAUAGCACCAAAGGAUCACGAGAUGGAAGUAAAAGUUGUUAAUGAUUAUAAGCUGUCUGUCAAGCUUAAGGGUAAAGAUAUUAAAGGUGCAUAUUUUCCUCUCCACCAGUUGCAGAAUAAGCUGCCCAUGGUUAUUGUUAAGGGCAUAUCUACAGUUGAACGUGCAAUUAUUGCUGACGAUGGAGGGAAAAUUGGGAAGCUCAAUUUGAUUGUUGAAGGAACUGGUCUCAGGGAGGUGAUGGGAAUUUGUGGAAUCAAAGGGUGCAAGACAGAAAGCAAUCAUGUAAUGGAAGUGCAACAAACACUUGGAAUAGAAGCUGCAAGGAGCUGUAUCAUUAAAGAGAUACAUAAAGUUUUGAAAAGUAAUGCAAUGGAUGUAGACACACGGCAUAUGAUGCUUCUUGCUGAUGCGAUGACACUUAAGGGGAAGGUUUUGGGAGUUACAAGAUAUGGUAUGGCAGAAAUGAAAGAAAGUGUAUUGACGUUGUCGUCAUUUGAGAAGACAGACUUCCAUCUUUUUAACGGUUCUGUACAUGGGAGGAAGGAUGAGAUCAAAGGAGUAGGCGAACGUAUCAUCAUGGGCAUACCGGCACAGAUUGGCACUGGAAGUAUAAAAAUUAGACAAAGGUAUGUUUGCAAGCUCUCAUUAUGGUGUCUCUGUUCCUUUCUUUUUGGUGCAUGGGAUCUAAUGAAAUUUACAAAUGGAUUACACAUCUGUUGACUGUUGGUAUUGAAGCCAAUACAUGCAUGAGUCCCACUUGUAAAGUAAAAAAAUGAAAAAAAAAAAAAGUUGAAAAAAAAAAAUCUUAUUCUUAAUUCUUUAAAGUCUAUAUUUGUAUGGAGUGAUUAAAAACCCCUUGACUCUUCAUGGAUAUAAUAUCGACACCGCAUCUCCUAAAUCCUUGCUUUUCUACCCUUAAAUUCUUCAUAUAAUAAUUGGAUUGGUAAUAAGUGUUUUCAUUUCCUCUCUCUUUACCCUGGAUUGAUGAUGAGUUCCUUCAUUUCCUCCAUUUACUCAUUUGAAGUUUAGACUUACAAAAGUUUUGGUUUAUAGUCUUAUAUAUAAAGUGAUUAAUUUUGUUGUUGGGGAUAAUGGUUCAUUAAGACAUUUGAGUAAUCAUUUGAUAUUCUGAGGCCUUGUUUGGUUGCCCUUAAUUUCCAUAGGCACUUAAAAUAUCCAUGAAUUUUCUUUUGGCCAUUUUGUUUGGUUGACAUUAAACAGCAAAAAUGGAGUAAGUCACAAUUCAUGGAAAUUACAAUAUCCCACAAAACAUGCGAAUUAUUUACCCAACCCACCCUUGAUCGAUCACAAUUCUUAGGAUUUACUUAUUCCCAAUGACAAACAAACACAUUUGUGUAAUUCCUAUGAAUUUUUUAAGGAAAGUAAUUUCCCAUGCAUAAGAAUUUCCCAUAGGAAUUUAUUUCCCACAUGAACCAAACGAGGCCUCAAAAUUGGGUCUUUGUUUCAUGCAAGUGGAAGUGGUUAAAAAAAUAUUACAUUGAGGCAACAUUGUUUAUAAUGGUAAAAAUCCAAAUGGCUUUUAGCCUAACACUUCUCACCACUGAGCCAACAUAUUUUACUUACUAUUAUUAUUAUUGCUAUUAUUGUAAAACAAUAAUCUUAGUAAUAAUAUCAUAGUAAUUUGGUUUGUAGGGGGGUGUCCUGCAAUUGCUCACUUUGUACAUCCUUAAAGCACCCUGCAACCAUGUGUUCAAUGUAAAUAAGCAUAUAAAUGGCAAGUAGUUUUUUUCUUUUGUUGAUUAGAGACAUUUUGAAGCCAUCUUUUAGUCGUUUGCCCUGAUACCAGCAUGAUAUUUGAUGUCCUGAGCUUGAAGCCAUCUUUUAGUCGUUUGCCCUGAUACCGGCAUGAUAUUUGAUGUCCUGAGCUGUUUGAUGUUCUGCAUCUCAAAGUUGCGCCUAAUUCUGCUCUCUUGCUCAGAGUGGAUCUGCCGCCAACUCUCAGAAAUGGAGCUGAUCUGAUAGUAUCUUGAAUGAUCAAUUUGGAGUUGAAUAACUGAUCAUCUGACUUGUUGAGAGGUAGGCAGGUAGCAAUACAGGGAUUCUACUUAUUUGUUGUCUAUAAAACUUUGGUUCUUAAGAGUUGUAAAUACACGUUUUGCUAGUGUACUUUCAUGCAGGAAUUUUGAUAUACUCUUUCCUGUUCGUACGACUGUGUUUCUGAAUAUAAUAAUAGUGAAAAAUAUACGAAGUAUUAUUUUUG
Messenger RNA from Chenopodium quinoa (quinoa), 5497 nucleotides. RefSeq names its product DNA-directed RNA polymerase III subunit 1-like. Gene Ontology annotation, molecular function: DNA binding; DNA-directed RNA polymerase activity. The transcript has 25 exons. Gene Ontology annotation, biological process: DNA-templated transcription. NCBI's taxonomy places the organism in Eukaryota, Viridiplantae, Streptophyta, Magnoliopsida, Caryophyllales, Amaranthaceae. The record is from RefSeq and is a predicted model, not a curated record. The coding region runs from base 1 to 3996 and encodes 1331 amino acids.